ACCGCCUGCGCCGGGAGGAGAAGCAGCGUCAGGAGGUGGAGAAGAACCGGCGCAAGCUGGAGGGCGACGUCACCGAGGUUCACGAUCAGAUCGCGGAGCUGCAGGCUCAGAUCGCCGAGCUCCGUGCUCAGCUAGCUAAGAAGGAAGAAGAGCUCCAGGCUGCUCUAAUCAGGAUUGAGGAGGAGGCUGCGCAGAAGAACUUGGCUCAGAAGAAGAUUCGAGAGCUGGAGGCUCAGCUGUCUGAACUGCAGGAGGACUUGGAGCUGGAGAGGCAGGCUCGCACCAAGGCCGAGAAGCACCGCAAGGACCUGGGAGAGGAGCUGGAGGCCCUCAAGUCCGAGCUGGAGGACACCCUGGACUCCACUGCUGUCCAACACGAACUCAGAGCCAAGCGUGAGACCGAGGUGGCACAUCUUAAGAAGACUCUUGACGAAGAAGCCAAAGUCCAUGAGCAGCAGUUGGUUGAGAUGAGACAGAAACACAGUCAGGCCUUUGAUGAGCUCAACGAGCAGCUGGAGCAGGCGAAGAGGAACAAAGUGUCCAUGGAGAAGGCCAAGCAGGCUCUGGAGUCUGAGAAGAACGAGCUGACCAUCGAGCUGCAGACGCUGAUGCAGGGUAAAGGAGACUCAGAGCAUCGCAGGAAGAAGGCUGAAGCUCAGGUCCAGGAGCUGCAGCUCAAGUUCUCAGAGAGCGAGCGCCAGAGGGUGGAGCAGGCUGAGAAACUAGCUAAAGUGCAGGCUGAGCUGGAUAAUGUAAACAGCAUGUUGACGGAGGUGGAGGGCAAAUCCAUCAAGGCAUCAAAAGACUGCUCUGCUGUUGAAUCCCAACUUCAGGAUGUUCAGGAACUGCUCCAAGAAGAGACUCGUCAGAAACUGUCUCAGGGCACUCGUAUGCGUCAGCUCGAAGAAGAACAGAACAACCUGAAGGAACAACUGGAGGAAGAAGAGGCGGCCAAGAGGAGCGUGGAGAAGCAGCUUCAAGUAGCUCAAGCUCAGCUUGCUGAGAUGAAGAAGAAGCUGGAGCAGGACGCUGGCUGUCUGGAGACCGCUGAGGAAGGAAAGAAGAGACUUCUGAGGGACUUUGAGGCAACAACCCAGCGCCUGGAGGAGAAAUGUGCUGCUUUCGACAAGCUGGACAAAACCAAGAACCGUCUCCAGCAAGAGCUGGAUGACCUGCUGGUGGACCAAGACCACCUCCGGCAGAUCGUCUCCAACCUGGAGAAGAAGCAGAAGAAGUUCGACCAGAUGCUGGCAGAGGAGAAGAACAUCUCCGCUCGUUACGCCGAGGAGCGUGACCGAGCUGAAGCUGAAGCUCGCGAGAAGGAGACUCGAGCACUGGCUUUAACCCGUGAGCUGGACUCGUUGAUGGAGGUCAAGGAGGAACUGGAUCGCAGCAGCAAACUGCUGCGGGCUGAAAUGGAGGACCUGGUAUCAUCAAAGGACGACGUUGGAAAGAACGUGCACGAACUGGAGAAGGCUAAACGCUCGAUGGAGCAGCAGCUGGAGGAGAUGAAGACUCAGCUGGAGGAGCUGGAGGACGAGCUGCAGGCCACAGAGGACGCCAAGCUGCGUCUGGAGGUCAACAUGCAGGCCAUGAAGGCCCAGUACGAGAGGGACCUGGCAGGACGAGACGAGAUGGGUGAAGAGAAGAAGAGGGCUCUGGUUAAACAGGUAGGCGUCUUAUUAUCUUUAAACUUCCACACACUUUGGAUUUAA
This is a messenger RNA of Nematolebias whitei (Rio pearlfish), 1715 nucleotides long. Its product is annotated as myosin-9. Lineage: Eukaryota; Metazoa; Chordata; Actinopteri; Cyprinodontiformes; Rivulidae. Gene Ontology annotation, cellular component: myosin complex. The record is from RefSeq and is a predicted model, not a curated record.